GGUUUUUUGUGUAAAGAGCGCGAAUAGCUGACAAAUUGCUUGUGGGCAAAUCUUCUAGAUGAUGUCACUCAAUAAGUCUGCUGACGACCAACCACCAUCGAUCCAGCAGCAACCCAAAUCGACGACUAUAAUCAAGUAUGAGAAAUCAUCGUGCCUGUUUUGCAAUGAGUGGUUCGACGCCCAAACUUUUACGGAACACCUCAUACACUGUGGCCAGGUGCUUGAGGAGUGCCCGAACAGCUGCAAUGUCUUCAUACCACGAAUCCGCAUGCGCUCGCAUCUGAAGGAAUGUCCGCGCAGCAAGCAGCACCUGCAGCGCAUGAGCGCCAGCAUGGAGCGUUUGGAUCAGCAUGCCGAUCAUCGUGUUCAGGUCCUCGAGCAGGACAUUACCACAAUACGCUCCGUGCUGAACGAGGAAAUACGACAGCGUUUGCAUCUCAUCACGGACGUGGGCAAUAUACGUAAACACAAUCAAGUGGUCGAGGAUUGGACCAAAGAUACGGACGACAGCCUCACCGAACUGCGACAACAGCUCGAGGAGGAGCGGGCACAGCGUUCCUUUGCCGCGGAACAAACCCAAGCGGACUUUCAAUAUUGCUGCAACAUAACACAGUCCCUAAAGGAGCAAGUGGAAAUGAAAAUGAACGAUUUGCAACAGCAUAUUAAUCAACUGUCUUCGGAGGUGAGUUUCCAUCAGAAUCAGCUGAAUGAUAAUAUUAUGAAACUUGAGGAAAUCGUUUUCGAGAAUGAGAGAUUAAAUCGAGAUAAGUUUGUGCAGAUUGAGCAGUUCCUACAAGAGAUCAAUGAGGACAUCAAAACCAAAUUGGGCAGCAAUGACUUUGCCACCACAAAGCAAGCCACUUUGGACUGCGAAGUCAAAAAUGUGAAAAGCAUUGUGUGUGAAACUGAGGAGCGCUGCGAUAGGCUGCAGAACCUGGUCCAAGAUCUCGACAAGGCGCUCCACCAGACAAUGCAGAGCAUCGCGGACAUCGAGAACCAGCUGGCCAUGCAGCAACGCAUCGCCAGUGUCCAGAAUAUAAGAGGCCAUUUGAUUUGGCGCAUCAAGGACUAUUCGAAGAAAUUGGAGGAGGCCAAGCAGUAUGAUACAAUCUUGCACAGCGCCAUGUUCUCCAACAAGGCAUUUGGAUAUGCCUUGCGUCUGGACAUAUAUUUGAAUGGCAAAGGCACUUGGAAGGGGCGCAACUUGAUCGCCUGUCUGAAUGUGCUAUCUGGCGAAUAUGAUCCACUUCUGACCUGGCCAUGUCGCUUGCAGGCCGAGAUUAUUAUACGGGAUCAAAGUGGCAUUACGCUGGAGGGACAGGACUAUGUUAAGACCAUCAAUGUGCGAAAGAAGAGCGAUGAUUAUAUACAGAGCAACCAGUACUUCCAUAUUCCGCACAAGGUUAUAACCAGUCGCAACUAUCUACGCAACGACUCACUCUUUGUCGAGGUGCGAGUCCUGAAAUGAUGUCCUUGGUUGUUAUGUAUAUACCGAGACCCAAGCCAAACAACUCAUGAGCAGCUAAGCAACAGCUUGUUUUAAUAAGCCUCGACCAGAUGCUAAGAACUAUUGAUUAAUGUUUGCAGAUCCUGCAUAUGCAAUUCCCGUAUGCUAAAUGAAGCAUUUUAAUAACUUAGCGUAUAGAUACAAUUCCAAUAUGUUUUCGACAGCAGCCAUUUUGCGAUUAUGAAUUAUUUUGCGAAUUAUGAACCUGUUGUCGAA
Molecule: messenger RNA, 1723 nt
Organism: Drosophila novamexicana
Lineage: Eukaryota; Metazoa; Arthropoda; Insecta; Diptera; Drosophilidae
Gene: Traf-like
Product: TNF receptor-associated factor 3
Exons: 6
Coding region: 59-1468 (469 amino acids)
Biological process (GO): tumor necrosis factor-mediated signaling pathway; protein K63-linked ubiquitination; positive regulation of JNK cascade
Cellular component (GO): cytoplasmic side of plasma membrane; plasma membrane signaling receptor complex
Molecular function (GO): tumor necrosis factor receptor binding; ubiquitin protein ligase binding
Source: RefSeq, a predicted model, not a curated record